UCUGCUUCUGGGUCGUCCCAUCUUCUUUGCACACUACUGCUUCAGUGGUUUCGCCUUCCGUACCUUGUUCACUCCCUCCGCUUCUCUCUCUCGCUCGCUCGCGCGCGCACGCACGCUUUGCUUCUUUUGUUUUUUUGCGCCUCUCUGCUUUUUGCACUUCUCGCUUUACUUGACAUUCGCUAACAGUCGCACCCUUUGAACCACCAACCUUUAUCACACCAGAUUUUUCCUGGUGCCUUUUUUUUUUGGGUGUUUGGUCGAUUAGAUAUCUCUGCGUUUGAAGCUUCUCUUUAACGUGGUUCACUCCGACCUUUUUCUCUUUAUUCUCCUCCUCCUCGUGUCCGAGUCUCAGAGGAAUCUCUCCUUUUUUUUCGCACUCCCCUCCCUCUAUAUCACCAACCCCCCCUUUCUCUCCCUCGCUUCGCUUUCGAUGUUAACAAUAAGUCUGACCGAGAAGCUCCUGCAAUUUUGAACAGAGAAGAAAAAGAGAGAACCAUGGAAGCAACGACGUGUUUCGUGCCUCCUAUCAAGCUCACCGAGCACCGAGCCCGCGCGAGGCUCCUGAGACCCGAGCCUGCCGGCGACCCCAGUACCCGACCCAGAGUCGUCCGGAUAUCGUACACGGAUGGGGACGCCACCGACUCUUCCAGCGACGAAGAGGACGACCCGUUCGAAUGUCGUCGCCGGAGAGUGAAAAGAUUCGUCCACGAGAUUGCCAUCGACCCGUCGUGCUCGAGAGAGGGCCGCGAGGUCGUCAAGAGCCGGUCAGCGAGGGGCAAGUUGUGCAGGAAGUCAACGGGGAAGCCGGCGCUACAGGUGGGCCGCCGCGAGAUGAAGCCGCCGGGGACGGGGAGGAAGUUCCGGGGCGUGAGGCAGAGGCCCUGGGGGAAAUGGGCGGCCGAGAUAAGGGACCCGCUGCGACGCGUGCGGCUCUGGCUGGGCACCUACGACACGGCGGAGGAGGCCGCGUUGGUCUACGACCACGCCGCGAUCCAGCUGCGCGGGCCCGACGCGCUCACCAACUUCGCCACCCCUCCGCCGUUGCAGUUGGCCGCGAUGUCCCCCCCGACGCCGCCGGCGAAGGGCUCCGGCGAGGCCCGCUCGCCGACGUCGGUCCUCCGGUGCCUCCCCGACGACGCCGAAGACUCGCAGGGGAGCGCCGGCGACGCCGCGAAAGAGGAGGCGCGCGGCGACGAGUCGUGCGCGUCGGCGGAGAACCUGUCGGAGCACUCCACGACGAGCUUCGAGAGCUUGUUCCCGGACGAUUUCUUUGACUUCCGGAGCUCGGCCCCGAGUCUGUUCGACGAGUACGCGAGCUUCGGCGACAGCAUGUUCAAGGACGAAGCGGGCGACUUCAGCAGCAACCCCUUCAUGAACCCGGGCGACGACUUCGGGUUCGGAUUCUGGCCCGGGUUCGGGUCCUCCCGCUGGAGCGCCGACGACGAUCACUUCCAAGACAUCGGGGACCUGUUCGGCUCCGACCCUCAGUUAGCAAUGUGAAUUUUCCCCUUUUUCCCCCUUGUGCUUUCUAGAUCGAGUUCCGUGGUGUAGUCUAGGUCGUGCCGGUCACCGGCCGGCGACAGUUUUGUACCGGCGACGUUCCCGUUUUGCUCUUUGUUUCUUCUCGCGUCCAGUUGUAAUCUCCAGUCCGUGUCAAUAAGUCAUUAGCGACGACGAAAUCUCCGCCGCCGUCAAGGUAACGGUGGGUGACGGACGAGUUUUUGCUA
Molecule: messenger RNA, 1727 nt
Organism: Syzygium oleosum
Lineage: Eukaryota; Viridiplantae; Streptophyta; Magnoliopsida; Myrtales; Myrtaceae
Product: ethylene-responsive transcription factor CRF1-like
Exons: 1
Coding region: 496-1500 (334 amino acids)
Biological process (GO): regulation of DNA-templated transcription
Molecular function (GO): DNA-binding transcription factor activity; DNA binding
Source: RefSeq, a predicted model, not a curated record